This is a messenger RNA of Neolamprologus brichardi, 2012 nucleotides long. RefSeq names its product guanine nucleotide binding protein (G protein), beta polypeptide 1b (gene gnb1b). Gene Ontology annotation, biological process: signal transduction. Lineage: Eukaryota; Metazoa; Chordata; Actinopteri; Cichliformes; Cichlidae. The record is from RefSeq and is a predicted model, not a curated record. Gene Ontology annotation, molecular function: protein binding.
AAAGGCCAACCAGUCAGACAACUUAAACGAUAGUGUAGAUAAGGUUGAGAAGACUUUCAGUCUUGUCCUGCAACUUCCAGUAACAUAGGUGAGCUGACAGAAAAACACAAGGUUGGUAACUUAUUUACUCUUUGCAGUUCAAUACAGAAGUAUCUGUUUCCCAUUUUAAAUGCAAAGAGAUGUCCCGUGUGCAGCUUCAGGUUAGUUUUGUAAAGUAGUUUUGCUCACUGCUCUUUCAUAAUUCAUUAGAUGGAUCUUACCACAAGGUUAUUUGUCUUGCAGGAUAACUGGAGUCAGUAUAAGAACAUUUGUCCAACUAAUAAUCCUCCUACUGACCUUAUUAUUAAAUUCAAUACUAUAUUCAUAAAUCCAUUCCUACCUGUUGAUUGCAGCCAUCUUUUAGGUGUUUCAUUCUUCUACCUUAGGAAAACCUUACUUUUCGUUACUCUAAGUAUGCUGACGUGGACGUUACUGAAAUGGACAGUUAACAAAUGUCCCAACCAUAACAGAAAUUAAAAUGGUAGAUGAAUCUGUCAUGCUAAAUGCAUAUAUAGAUAGAUAGAUCUAUCUAUCUCAUCAGUAAAAUUAAUAUGUAUAUAUUUUAUUAGCUGAACUUUGAGUGUGCCUCGAGGCUCUGUAUUAAUAUAAGUGGCUUAUUGAUCACUGAAAUUCUGAGUAUCCCAGGGAUUGAGGUCAACAGGAUAAUGACUGCUUUUCGGAUCACUGGAAAGUCAUGCGUUAACAAGAUUUGUCUGGCAAUAUGAAUUGUGUGUCAGGAUUUAGCUGGUGACAUUGAGGUUGGAAAGUAAGGUUGAAGCAUGAACUGCACAUCAGAUAUAUUGUAGAGCAACAAGUGCCCGUGGUAGCUGGAGUAAGGUAAUUGAAAAAGCAGAAUAAGAUGAGUGAACUGGACCAGUUACGCCAAGAGGCAGAGCAGCUCAAGAAUCAGAUCAGAGAUGCCAGGAAAGCAUGUGCAGAUGCCACACUAUCACAGAUCACAGCUAACAUUGACCCCGUUGGGCGAAUCCAGAUGCGUACAAGACGAACGCUGCGGGGCCAUUUGGCUAAAAUAUAUGCCAUGCAUUGGGGAACAGAUUCUAGGCUCUUGGUCAGUGCCUCUCAAGAUGGCAAACUUAUUAUUUGGGAUAGCUAUACCACAAAUAAGGUUCAUGCCAUUCCACUUCGAUCUUCCUGGGUCAUGACUUGCGCAUAUGCGCCUUCAGGAAACUAUGUGGCCUGUGGUGGCUUAGAUAACAUCUGUUCCAUCUACAACCUGAAAACACGUGAGGGGAAUGUACGUGUGAGCCGUGAGCUCGCUGGACAUACAGGAUACCUGUCCUGUUGUCGCUUUCUUGAUGACAACCAGAUUGUUACAAGCUCUGGAGAUACCACUUGUGCACUUUGGGACAUUGAGACUGGCCAGCAGACAACCACAUUUGCUGGACACACCGGUGAUGUCAUGAGCCUGUCACUCGCCCCUGACUCAAGGUUAUUUGUCUCUGGUGCUUGUGAUGCCUCUGCUAAACUCUGGGAUGUUCGAGAGGGCAUGUGCAGACAGACAUUUACUGGCCAUGAGUCUGACAUUAAUGCCAUCUGUUUUUUCCCUAAUGGAAAUGCCUUUGCCACGGGCUCUGAUGAUGCCACCUGCAGGCUGUUCGAUCUGCGUGCUGAUCAGGAAUUAAUGAUCUAUUCUCAUGACAAUAUCAUAUGUGGCAUCACCUCUGUGGCAUUCUCAAAGAGUGGCCGCCUUCUUCUGGCAGGAUAUGAUGACUUUAACUGCAAUGUGUGGGACACACUAAAAGCUGAUCGUGCUGGUGUGUUGGCUGGACAUGACAACCGCGUUAGCUGCCUGGGAGUUACUGAUGAUGGCAUGGCAGUUGCAACAGGAUCCUGGGACAGUUUUCUGAAGAUCUGGAAUUGAAGCCUGAAGAUGUUCAUUUAACUCCAAAGUUGACUGGAAGACCAUUACAACUUGAGAAUGUUCACAGCAUCUUCUUCAACACUGUUUAAAC